GUUUGAAAAUUUAUGACUGAAGGACAAAGAAGGUAAUUGCAUAAUAAAUAUGUUGGUAAGUCAUUUUAAUUAAUAAAUAAAUCGAUAAUUCAUUAUUGUGUUUUAGUACUAAACAUGUAUUCAACAGAGAGAAAAGAGGUUUGCUUCAACUGUCUUUUACAACCUUGCUUAAAUUUUGCAAUAAUUUUUGGUAUAGAACCACUGAUUCCUUGUAACUGUCAAGUGAGACAACCUUCGACGUACUUUCAUAAAGUUAUAAAGAAAUACUACAUUAAAACAAUUGAAAUACUUUCAUGGGAACAUUUUGUGUUGGCGAUAUUGGAGCUUAUACCAACUCAUAUUUUUAAAUGCCCCUGUGAAUCUGUAUUUUCUGUAAUCAGUAUUGGAGCAACAGAAUUUAAAAUUGGAGGCUUAAUUUUAUCAUUCGUUAGCUCAACGAUACUCACGUUUUUUAAACAUAACAAGACUAAUGUAGAUGUAAAAUUGAGGCAUCCGAUUUUUCAGAAUGAAAAGGCAUUCUACACAAUUAAUAAUUUAUCAUUAUUGAUAUCUGUAAUAGUAAUUUUCUUGAUCUCUUCGAUGGCAAUAGUAAAUUCGUUUAUCUUGUAUCCUGCUUGGCGUAUGGGAGCAACAUUUGCAAGUGAAGCUUUCAUUUGUUGCAUAGAAUUUGGAAUAUGGGUCAGUUACCUUAUCGGUGGAAUUGCUAUUUUUUUAAUACUAGCAGGAAUAAUUGGAUUUGUAAUCAUAAAGGAAUUUCAACAGCUGUCCUCAGAACUCGCAUUGUUAAGAAGAAACCAGAAUAACCUUCAAGUUCUAUUAGAAGAAACCAUAGCCCGUCAAGACGAUUUAUGGCGUAACGUAUCACAAAUGAACAAUAAAUUCAAUUAUGUAUUAGUUAUAAUUCAUACCAGUGUCACAUUCGGAACCAGUUUCAGCUAUUACAUGUAUCUGUAUAUAGAUAUGGAUAAAUCUGUCAAAUACAUAAUGUUUGGCUUAGUUAUUAUAUCAACUUUUGUUUGUAUCAUUUACGGAUUUCUUCUCUGUUAUGCCGCUUUUUCGAUACAGAAUACCUUUCAAGAUAUUCGUGGGGUUGCAGCGAGCAAGCUUUCUGUACAAUUUCAGUUAAAAGUCCUGGAUUUCAUGAAACGUUUUGGAAAGUGCUCAUUGGCUAUAUCAAUAGGAGGUUGUUUCAAUAUCACUAAGAACUUUCCCCUGAAGCUGGCAAAAUCCUUGCACUCAGUUUUUUCAAGUUUGUUAAAACUGAGAGAUGUUUCUUAUCAAAGCAGAAAUCAUGAUGAAAUUUUAACUUGCAAUAAUACUUAUUCAUAAAAAUCCAAUCGUGAUACAAUAUCGAAAUUGUCUGAUAUAAUUUAGUGCAAGUUUGUAUGUAACCGAGUAAAAUACAAUGUGACUAAAAAUUCGCUAAUCACUGUACUUAUUGUUUUAGAUGCAAUAAUGACUAAAAGUAUUCAAGUUGAUUCCUGCAUAACGAGUGGAGUUUGUUUUGUUGGGGGUGUAAUCAGGAAGGAAGUAAUUCUAACAUCUCCAGUUAGACUUCACGGAAAAUUAAAUGAAGCUGUUAGCAAUUUCCUAGCGGAAUUUAAGAAUACAUUUAUUAACCUGGAUAACAAGCUUCACUCGUUGUUUGGGGUCAGCAUGAUUAUUUCCUGUCAUUAUUGCAUGUGAAAUAAUGACACUGAUUACCCCAUUUGGCAAGCGACAUUUUGGCCACAGUCUGUAGGCUUCAUCACGCUUACACAUUUAGGAAUUUUUCCUUGCAACCAACAUUAUAAUCUUAAAUUGCAGCGCAAUUUUUUAAAAUAUUCUAGUAAAUUUUAAUAAAUGCAUGUUUAAUUAAGGUGAAAGUUUACUGAGAUACGAAGGUUUAAAGCAAUGGCUGACUUUAUUCCUUUGUAUAUACUAAACUAUCACUGUUCAUUUCGAAAGCAUGGGCAAUUUUUUAUAAAAC
Molecule: messenger RNA, 1969 nt
Organism: Centruroides sculpturatus (bark scorpion)
Lineage: Eukaryota; Metazoa; Arthropoda; Arachnida; Scorpiones; Buthidae
Exons: 4
Coding region: 115-1329 (404 amino acids)
Biological process (GO): sensory perception of taste
Cellular component (GO): membrane
Source: RefSeq, a predicted model, not a curated record